Messenger RNA from Dentiscutata heterogama, 121 nucleotides. NCBI's taxonomy places the organism in Eukaryota, Fungi, Glomeromycota, Glomeromycetes, Diversisporales, Gigasporaceae. The record is from the annotation of a GenBank genome assembly.
ACUCUUAAAAAAUGUAGUGCGCCAAAAAGUUCCAAAGAACAACAAAAAACUUGUUCUGCUAAAAAACAAAGUGCUGCAAAUAAUCCUGAAGUUCAAGAUAUACUAGAAGAAUCUGGCAUAU